Messenger RNA from Patiria miniata (bat star), 2715 nucleotides. RefSeq names its product MAM domain-containing protein 2-like. Gene Ontology annotation, cellular component: membrane. Bases 326 to 1288 code for a protein of 320 amino acids. Gene Ontology annotation, biological process: nervous system development. NCBI's taxonomy places the organism in Eukaryota, Metazoa, Echinodermata, Asteroidea, Valvatida, Asterinidae. The transcript is spliced from 5 exons. The record is from RefSeq and is a predicted model, not a curated record.
CUCUGAUGGGAGACAAAACGAACAAAUAUUAAUAGAGGGAAACGCAUACCAGAAACCCUUCAUCCUGUUUUGCUGUCCGAUCAGUUCCCAUUCACACUCCCCGAUCGCUAUUUUGGAAGGUAAUUUCAACCGCAGACAGGAAAUCUACCGUGUGAAUGGAGCACAAACAGGAAGAAGGACUGACCGGGAAAAUCCUAUAAAUUGGAGAGAAUUCCCAGAUAAAUUUUAUUGAUGGUGUUGAGCGUGGUCUAGGUGUCUCACGGCUAACGAACCAGAUUAUUUCAUACGCACGUGCAUUACAAGGCCGAGUGCUACAAUUCACACUAUGGGCUUCAAGUGUUUGAUACUGGUCAGGAUCGGCUUCAUUUGGCUUGCAUUUCGCAAAGCCACGGCCUCCUUCGAAAUCUGUGACUUCGAAACCGAUGAGGACGCCUUGUGUGGGUACACUCAGGACGCGGACGACGAUUUUGAUUGGUCGUUGAGACAGGGAGGCACGCCCACCUCCAACACGGGGCCGGCUUACGACCACACGCUAGGAGUCAACUCCACAGGUCACUACAUGUACAUCGAGGCUUCGGGUCCCGGCAAUUGGGACAUAGCCCGUCUCAGCAGCCCGAUCUCCGGCCCGUCUCCGGGCUUCUGUCUCCGCUUCUACUACCACAUGCACGGGGAGGACACGGGCCGCCUGAGCGUCCGGCUACGGAGCGAUGGGGCGUUGGCCAGCGAGGCUCUGUGGACGCGCAAGGGGAGCCAGGGGGAUGAAUGGAUGGAGGCAGCGGUCGACGGUAGCUCACCCUCCGAAUUCCAGGUGGUAUUUGAAGCUAAGAGGGGUGAAGGAUUCAAGUCGGACAUCGCUAUAGACGACGUCUCACUAGCGCUGGGGUUUACAUGCGGGGGAACCGUUAUUGUAACACCAUCAACUUCCGAGCCCGUAACGUCAGAUGAUGAACCGAUAGCAAGCCCAUCAACCAAAACUUUAGAGCCAAUCAACGGACAGCAACCAUCGGUCACCAAGCAACAAGGAAUUGAAGUCUCCAAUCAGCCCGCGAGAGGCGUGACGUCGUCACCCCUGGAACCAAUAGACAGCCAACUUAUCAUCGUGGUCUUGGUGGCGGGCUUGUCGUUCUGGGGCGUGGUCCUUGCCGUUCUCGCCGCCGUCAUUUACAAAACCCGCCAAUCACGGAGGUGCAAGAAAGGCAACGUGACAUAUGACGUCGUCGAUGAUCCAACCAGUCAGGAAGAGAUUGUCAUGGCAACUGAGGGGACACAUGAACAGUCGAACGCUUAAUAACGAAAAUUUAUCUAUCCUUAGAAAGAUUAUAUAUAUGUGUGUGUCAGAAAGGAUAGUGUUUUGCGAUAUAGUGCAAUGUUUUGGUUUGUAAAUAUUGUGCGUUCGAGCGUGUGCUUUCGUGCCACGUAAUACAGUGAUAAUUGAUACCCAGACUGUACAAGACGAUGGAAUAUGUCUUGUUUUGUAUGCGAUUUGUAAAGUUACUAAAUACUUUUUUAUUAGAAAAUUUGUUAUAAAACCAGAAAAACUUAUUGGUUAAUUAAAGAAACGCUCAUGGAAGUAUAGGACACCGUUAUAGGCAAAGACCUAAGGCCUCUGCAAACAUAAUUUCUACGGCCCGGACUAUGCAAUUAUUAUAUUUAUCACAUGACUUGAGGUUUUGAUGGCGGAUGAGUUAAAUUACAAAGUUUGCGGGUAACACCAAAGCAUAUCUUCCACACCCCAUUACUCUUCCUCCUGAGGACGGACAGAGCACACUGUCCGAAACGUCGAGUUCUACACUCAACCAACCGGUUCUUUUCAGAACCACACUUCUUCCAAGAAGAGAGAUCUUUCCACAUGGUGUUAUACCCGCAAAUUUUAUAAUUUAUCACAUCAUUAUUUGUUAUGAUAGAGUUUUAAUCCGCUUUCCCCCGAGCUAGUCCUCUGACGACUGUUACAGAUGAAGCGCCUAUGCCUUGACGUUUUCUUAGUAAAAACAAGAUUGGUAUCACUGAUAUUAACUGUUAAACUAAGAAAGAUACACUGUAAACAAAACCCGUAAAAACACUGUCCAUUUCCCGUAUUGUUUACGGUUUAGUACCGUUAUUGCUCGAACCGUCACAAGAAAGAACGUGCUACGUGCAUUUCCAGUAAAACUUGGUGGCCUGACGCAGGCUGGGAUUCACAAUGGUUUGUAUUCGUAACUUUUCAAAACCCCUCCCCUUUCAAACCCUCACAACCGCCUAGUUUUUAAAGCUGUGAUUCGUGUGCACUCACGCAACGUUCGCUACGUGCUGAUCAUUGGGACGUCAAAGCUUUGGUAUUGCGAAAUUUGAAGAGUCAAGCAGCUAAUCCUGCGGUGAUGACCAGCAAUAGGUUGACCCCUUUCUGUGGGAUCGGUAAAAAGUUGUAAAUGAAAAUUACAACUUAAAGAUAAUUUCACCUUAAGUGAUUUGAAAACCACUAUGCGUGUAAAAGACAAGCUGCAAGACGUAUGCAUACCCCACUCCCAGCUGCUGCAACUGGAACCUACCCCCCUCCCUACCCCUACACUCGGCUCUGACGCCACCCACUUUGUAUUCCAUUACUUUACGGCAAAUUGCCGUUAAAUUUACGGGAAAUUCGCGUUAAAAUUACGGUCACCGUCAUUUUUGGAAACCCGUAACUGACCGUAAUUUUACGGUCUUUUGUUGGCAACCCGUUUGACAGUGCUUUUACCGUAA